Molecule: messenger RNA, 5118 nt
Organism: Tachysurus vachellii
Lineage: Eukaryota; Metazoa; Chordata; Actinopteri; Siluriformes; Bagridae
Exons: 2
Coding region: 1795-3174 (459 amino acids)
Source: RefSeq, a predicted model, not a curated record
AUGCUGCAUGAAUAAUAUAUUUAUUGUUCAGAUGAAAUAGAUUAGACUGUGCUGUGUGUUCAGAGUGCAAUAGCACAUAGAUAUCUGAGCAUCAUGAGCAUAGUGUAGUGAACACAACAGACUGUGAUCUCUAACAGAACAUUCAUCAUGCUGGUGUCUAGUUUGUCAUUUAGUGUUGUACAGACACACAAAUCUGACCUACACUCUAAAAAAUAAAACGCUGGCUCAACUUAAAAAAAUUAAGGUAACAAUUUGCAUGCAUCUUUUUAAGUAGCUUAAACCCAAUCAUUAUUAAGUAGAUAUCAUGAACCUUUUAUAGUUAGACUAACCCAAUGUGUUUAGUACAACCAACUUGAUUUGACAAGCUCUAAGAGCUUAAUUAAGUUGAAACAAGUUUUGGUGACAUUAAGUGGUCAAAUUACAUAAUUUCAGCUAUUCUAACUUUUUUUUUUAUUCCAUUCUACUUAGAUAUGUCCAUGAAAAUUGUUACCUUAAUUUUUUUUUUAAAGUAACUUAUUUCACUUCAGUCAGGAGAAAUAACACAGCAAUUCCAGUUUUAUGAUGAAACUGGUUCAUUAAAAAACCAAUGUCAACUUAUUUACAAAAAGGUUUUAACAAUGCUUUGACAAAAAGAUAAUUAUUCAGGACUAAAGUAUUUUGCAAGUAAAGUCAAGUAAAGAAUCAAGUAUUUUUCUUAGUAACCUGGUAGGUACAUAUCAGAAAAAAAUUAAUUAAAAUAAUAAUAAUAAAUCACAGGGAACGUGAAAAAUGAAUUACAACAACAGACACAAUUGCUAGAUUAUUGGGUCCACCGAGCUGAAACUAAAAGUUUUCUUCCUUUUUUUAAAUAAUAUUGCAAAGUAUUGAAUUUUACCUUCAUCACAUAAACUACAGCCCCCAUAAAGUCUCAAACAAAUACAACACGGUAACCUUCAUGUAAAAAAUUGUCAAUAUUACAACUGCUGUUCGUGUAUGCACAACAAAACUUUUACAUGAAACAUUUCAGGAAUACAACAGUUUAUUGUUUAAAGACAUUACCUUCGGGCUAUCUUUCAGACCAUCCAGCUCAAGAAUUUUUUUCUGAAACACCUCAGAAGUAUUUUUUAGGUCCUUUGUGUAGCUGAGGUUGAGAGCAUAUAUCAGCCCCAUUAGCAGGGCACAGGCUCUGGAUGCAUUCAGGUCUUGCAGGACUUGCUUUCCCUCAAUAAUAAUACUGGCGUUGGCUGGGUCAAAAUUUGUGGCACCUCAUCAUCCUAAGUAAAUCAAUGUCAGUGUUUUAAGUCAUAUUUAAAAAUGAGUAAUACAAAGUACAAUGUAUUUGAGUGUAAGUGUCUGAUUUACAUACCAAGUGCUCUUUAGAGAGAUCUUCCUCCUUUUCUCCAAGAUAUACUAUUAAGGAAUGUAUAGCAGUCUCUGUCCUCCUUUCCACAGAAGCAUCCUGUAAAGAAACAGGACAUUAAUGGACACAGGGGUUAAAUCUUAGGAGUUCAAAUUUACUACACAUGAAAAAUUGCAAACUUAAGAAAUGUGUCAGCUGCCUAACCAUAUAAUAAACAUAAUGCAGCAGAUUGUAUAUGAAAGAAAAUAAAAACUCAAAUGUUUUAAUGGCAAAUUUACAAAAAGCUCAAGGUUUACAAGGUUACAGAAUGGAUCAACUGCGAAAACGUAAGCGUCAGCAAAGCAGAUAAAAAUGGCGCGCACACACAUUGUCAUGUUAGGUAUUGUGCUUAAAUGAACUUGCUUAUUAUUUAACUAUUUAACUUGUUACAGGUUUAUGUAUGUAUUUAUGUAUUUAUGUAUGUAUUAGGGGUGGCACGGUACAUGAAAAAACACCCGAACUGUUCGGUUCGCUUGUCUCGGUUCGGUUCGUUUGUGCGUCGCACGGUUCGACGCAUGCACAAUGUAGCCCUGUGCUCAGUUUCGCCUCAGACAGUUUCGCGCGAACAUACAUAUAGUGCUGCAGAAAUCGCACGUGGAGGAGAUAAUGAAGGCUGCCCGGAGUUGGCAGAUGCGCCCGCGUCGUUCAAAUCCGGUGUGUGGGAACAUUUUGGAUUUCAUGUUACCUACGAUGACAACGGAAAUAAAACAGUAGAUAGAUGUAUUAGAACUGCGACUGUGUGCAAGCAUUGUGCAAAAUGCAUUCAAUAUGCUAAUGGCAACACUUCUAAUAUGACACUUCUUUUAAGAAGACAUCACGCCAAUGUGUUGAUAAGCACAAACAGGAGAGAGCCGGUUAGGAAACAACCUCUACUGUCCGCAGCAUUUAAGCAACCUCUCAGUGAUAAGUCGGACAGGGCAAUAGAUAUGCAACCGUGCAGUGUGAUUGAGAGUAAAGGAUUUCAUCAGCUGAUGAAUGUACUCGAGCUGCGGUUUAAUAUUCCCUCUCGCCGACACUUCGGCACGACUGAAAGUUUCCUCACGGUGACCGCUCACUAUAUUACUUCGGAGUGGGAAAUGAGAAGCUGUGUUUUGCAAACACACCCCAUUUAUGAAAGUCAUACCAGUGAGCAUCUCUCUGAAAUGCUGACUGACGCGGUGGCAGAAUGGAAAUUGGAGAGGGUAAAUAGCAUAAUUCCUGUUACUACAGAUAAUGCUAAAAAUAUAGUGAAUGCUACCGAUUUAGCAGCGGGACUUGGGCCACAGAUCGGGUGCUUCGCACACACAGUUAACCUUGCAGUCAAGAGUGCAAUCUCACUAAACCAAGUAUCCCGACUCUUGGAGAAGGUUAGGAAGGUGGUUAGCUUCUUUCACCGAAGCACAACAGCUGCCCAUGCCCUGAAAACCAAGCAGGAUAUGCUGGAAUUGCCUGUUCACAAACUAAUUCACGACGUAACAACUCAUUCGAACUCCAGAUACGACAUGUUACAACGUUAUGUGGAGCAACAGGCUGCCAUCUACUCUGCCAUAAUGGACAAGGAUAUGAAGAAGAAAGUCAAUGACAUUGCAUUGUUAACUGAAAGUGAGACAAAACUGGCAGAGGGUCUCAUUAAUAUUCUCAAACCUCUGAAGAAUGUAAUCACCCUCAUGAGCACCAAAACAUCCCCCUCAGUUUCAACGAUUAUCCCACAGCAGAAGAUGAUACAGAAAUCCAUGACAUCAAGUGCAGAGGACAGUACCACCAUCAAAGAAGCUAAGGCAGCCAUCACUAAAGACCUUAAAGGCAGAUUGUCAUGAACACAAAACAGAGCGGACCCAAACGCAGGAUAGCAUAAAUCAAAACAGGGUUUAAUAACUGAAAACAUGAAACAGGACGCAGACUAAGGACAGGACAAACCACAGUAGAUGCCGCGCUGCCCAAAGCAACGCGGCACAGUUAAAUACACAAAACAAUGAGAACAAUAAGGAUCAGGUGUGAUGACAGGGAGGAGCAGACGAAGGCGGUGCAGACACGUGACGAGAAACAUAAACAAGUGCACGUGGCCAGAGUCUGGGCAGAGUCCUUACACAGAUACAAUGACCCUGGUGUUCAGGAUUAUCUGCACAGAGCCACAGCACUUGAUCCAAGAUUCAAGUCCCUGCCUUACCUGGAAGAAGCCUGUGUUCAAUCUACGAUGAUCUAACCACGGACAUUGCGGACAUUGAAAAGCAGGGUCAAAGCAGUGAAGCCCAAGCGGCCAGUUCAUCCUCAGGAGCGGAGCCAGGGCCAUCAGAGACCUCUCCUCCCAAGAAAAAAUCUUCCGUGGCAAUGUUUAACUUUACGGAAGAUGCGCACGGAGGUUGAGGAAGGAGUAAACAGGCGUAGGAGUUAGGAGGAAUUACAGUUUCACUUACGUUCACUUACUCGCACUCUUUAUGCUACUUUACACUUAAAUGGAACUUAACUUCACUAAAAUUAACAAACUUAACUGAAAUUCUCUUAACUUAACUGAACUUAAUUGCUUCAAUUUCUGUUUUCUUUACAUUAAUUUUGCUUAAUUUUCUUCAUCGCUUUUCCCUUCACUUGUUUUUGCUUUUUUUGUCACUCUUUCCUCACUAACAUCUGCCGGUCGUUUUAAUAAAAACCUGUCUGGUCGGCAUAUCAGAUGCGGUGUAGUCGCACAAGUUAAAUUUGUUUAACGGAUCCAACGGUCAAAAUGGAUACGAAAUUAAGGAUCCGCAGAUGGUCGGCACCUCACGCAGCGACUUUGCGACUCUCCAUAGGAAAUGAAUGACUUCCUGUUUAUCGGCCGUCAUUUGUCGUGUGCAGUGGAAAGGCGGCUUUAACCGAGUGAGACGCGGGAAGCUGAGGCGGGGGAAACAGAGCACACGUGGUUGUUGGGGAUCUUUGUUUCGGCGGUGGCGGCUCGGAUGCUCGUAUCUCAAAAAUUUGUUCGUAUUUCACGGCAAAAAUUUGGUCGAAUCACAGCUCGUAUCUCAAAAAAUUUGUAUGUCAAAGCACUCGUUUCUCGAGGCAUCAUUGUACUGCACUUUAAUUUCAAGUGAAAGAAAUGAAUCCUCACUCUCAGGGAAUAGAAGCAUUGUUUAUACUGUUUUUGUGUUAAGGUGGUUAAACUUAUGUUUGACUUUGUGAUUAUGGCCAUUGCUAUUGUUAUAGCCUCAUUAUAUUAUGGUAUUACAUUAUAUUAUAUAUUUAUGUUUAAAAUAUAUUGACUUGUUUAAAAGACAGAGCUUGUAAGAGUUCCUCUCUUUUUUUUUUUUGUAAAAGCUACACUGAAGUUGGCAGUUUGAUAAAUGCAUGUUAAUCUCAGUCUUUGUGUGCUAAAAAUGCACAAGUUCCUAUAGAGAUAACAAUACACAUUCUCCUUUUUUUUCCAAAUAAAGAAAAGCAUGUCAUCAUCAUGUCUUCUCUCUUGCUGUAUCAAAAUCUCACCUAGCUUUUACUCAGAGAUGGUCCCAAUAAUGUGCUUAAAGUCAAGUCAAAUUCAGUUAGUGCAUGAUUACAUUACAAAAAUGUUAAUACUGUAUCCUAAAUUGUGAAUAAUUAAGCUAAUAAGCUAUAUAUCAAAUGCUGAAGGAAAUUUCUGGAGUGUUGAAGAUUAAAAGAAAAAAUAACAACAAGAACCGUACAGAACCGAAAACCGUGACCCUAAAACCGUAAUACGAACCGAACUGUGGGUUUUGUGAACCGUGCCACCCCUAGUAUGUAUGUAUGUAUGUAUGUACGUAUGUGUAUGUAGA